Cavia porcellus (domestic guinea pig) is the source of this 747-nucleotide messenger RNA. It is a transcript of the gene Znrd2, whose product is annotated as zinc ribbon domain containing 2. The record is from RefSeq and is a predicted model, not a curated record. The transcript has 4 exons. Lineage: Eukaryota; Metazoa; Chordata; Mammalia; Rodentia; Caviidae. The coding region runs from base 102 to 701 and encodes 199 amino acids.
CUUCCGCCCUCAUCAUGGGCCCAGAUGGGAGGGGCUGAAUUGCAGCGAAGGCACGCUGUCUCUUCGUCACUUCCGGAGAACCCAUCAGCAACAACGGCAACAUGGCCUUGAAUGGCGCUGAAGUCGACGAUUUCUCCUGGGAGCCUCCGACUGAGGCGGAGACGAAGGUGCUGCAGGCGCGACGAGAGCGGCAGGAUCGCAUCUCCCGGCUCAUGGGCGAUUAUCUGCUGCGCGGUUACCGCAUGCUGGGCGAGACGUGUGCGGAGUGCGGGACAAUCCUCCUCCAAGACAAACAGCGGAAAAUCUACUGCGUGGCUUGUCAGGAGCUUGAUUCAGACGUGGAUAAAGAUAAUCCAGCACUGAAUGCCCAGGCUGCUCUCUCCCAAGCUCGGGAGCACCAGCUUGCCUCUGCCACAGAGCCACCCUCAGGCUCUCGACUCACAGCCCAGCCCCCAGUGCCUCGGCCAGAGCACUGUGAGGGAGCUGCAGCAGGGUUAAAGGCAGCCCAGGGGCCACCCCCUCCUACUGUGCCUCCAGAUGCAGACGCGGUGGCUUGCACACAGACAGCCCUCCUGCAGAAGCUGACCUGGGCCUCAGCUGAGCUGGGCUCUAGUGCCUCCCUGGAGACUAGCAUCCAGCUGUGUGGCCUUAUCCGGGCCUGUGCUGAGGCCCUACACAGCCUGAAGCAGCUGCAACACUAACCCUGUCCUCACUCCCCCCAAAAAAGAUCCUGUAGAAAAACUGCUA